Vanessa tameamea is the source of this 2035-nucleotide messenger RNA. Its product is annotated as sialin. NCBI's taxonomy places the organism in Eukaryota, Metazoa, Arthropoda, Insecta, Lepidoptera, Nymphalidae. Gene Ontology annotation, cellular component: membrane. The transcript is spliced from 12 exons. Gene Ontology annotation, biological process: monoatomic anion transport; transmembrane transport. The record is from RefSeq and is a predicted model, not a curated record. The coding region runs from base 243 to 1703 and encodes 486 amino acids. Gene Ontology annotation, molecular function: transmembrane transporter activity.
CCACAUGAGGUCGCAUUAGUCGGGUUUCUGCGCUUGCCGGUGUUGGGUCUGUGUAACUCUUGACUCGAGUUCACGUAGCUAAUAAUUUUAAAUAUUUUAUUUAUUAAUUAAAAGUGUAGCUUUAUAAGUCUAGAUUAAUUUAGAAGCAAGUUUAAGCUUCUUAGUGUGUUUUGAUUUGUAUGUUUAGUGAGUUUUUAAGUUAAGUGAUUUUUAAAUAAAUCAACGUCAAGUUCAUUCCAAUCAUGGCUAAGACCGAGAAGUCCUUUCCAAGAAACUUUACAGGUUGUCUAACAUGCGUCCAAGUGCUGAACAUCAUGGUACUCCUCGGGUUCAUGCUCAAUUACGCUCUCCGAGUGAACUUGACUAUCGCCAUCGUCGAGAUGAUCUUCGACACCAAAGACAACCACACCAUUGCCAACCUUACACAUUCUUUCAAUGUCACACAGCACCCAGAGCACAUAGAACAGACUCGCUACCACUGGGACACGAAACAGAAGAAUCUCCUUCUGGGCUGCUUCUUUUGGGGAUACGUGCUCACAGAAGUUCCAGGCGGUAGACUAGCGGAGGUCAUAGGAGCACGGCGAGUGUUCGGCUACAGCACUCUUCUAGCCAGUGUCCUGACUCUCCUGUCGCCUGGAGCCGCAGCUGCCGGCUUCGGAUGGAUCGUGGCUCUCAGGGUCGCCCUCGGCUUCCUCCUCGGAGCCACGUGGCCUGCAAUUCUGCCUAUGGCGUCGAAAUGGAUCCCACCAAUGGACAGAUCGAAGUUUAUGUCCAACAUGAUGGCGUCAUCUCUGGGUGCGGCCAUGACGAUGCCAAUCUGCGGUUUUCUGAUCGCACAUUUCGGAUGGGAGUCAGCGUUUUAUUUCACUGGUAUAAUCGGCGUGAUGUGGUCGGUCGCGUGGUUUGCGGUGGUGUACGACUCGCCCGGUCAGCACCCGCGCAUCUCCGACACCGAGAGGAACUAUCUCAUGAAGGCCUUGCCUCAGGACACUAACAAAGGACACUCGGCGGUCCCGUGGCGCCGCAUGCUGCUGUCGGCGCCCGUGUGGGCCAUCGUGGUGACGCACGGCGCCUCCGUGUUCGGGUACUUCACCGUCGUCAACCAGCUGCCCACCUACAUCGAGAGCAUCCUGCACUACGACAUCAAACACAAUGGUCUGCUGUCAUCCCUCCCAUAUCUCGGCAAGUAUCUCUGCGCGCUGGCAUCGUCCGUGCUGGCUGACUCCCUCCGUCGCAGUGGACGUCUCUCCACCACAGCAGCGAGGAAACUCUUCACUGGAUUCGCCGUUGGAUUACCUGGUUUAAUGAUGAUCGCUCAAGCGUUCUUCGGUCACGACAGGAUCUGGUCCAUUGCGAUCUUCACAAUGGCGCUCACCAUCAACGGCGCGGUCACCGCCGGCUACCUUGGCAAUGGGCUGGACAUAGCACCUAAAUUCAGCGGUACUAUCUUCGGUAUCGCGAACACGCUGUCUUCGUUCGGCGGCUGGCUUUCCACUUUCAUGGUCGGCGAGUUAACUAAGGAACAUAACACAUACGAACAAUGGCAAAUAGUGUUCUUCAUCCUAGCCGGUACCUAUGUGUGCGGGGCUCUAGUCUUCGUCGUAUUCGGCUCCGGUGAACUGCAGCCUUGGAAUUCCCCUCAAUCAGCCGAAAACAACACAGAGAAACACGAGGAACAGCCCCUAAACGAGGAAAAAGUAUAAAUAGUAAGAUGUAAACCAAACGACUUAUAAGACUGCAAAUUCAUACACCCAACGCCGUCUAGCGGUGGCGUUGUGAAACUUAGUAAAUUUGACGUCAGCUUGCACGAGUUGUUUUAUUGGUAAAAUAUUUAGAAUCUCAAUCACAAAAACGGUUGUACUGCGUUGAAAUUACAAGUCUGCGAAUUAUUUUGUGCUAGAAUGGCUGCGGCAAGUUUAGCUACAUUGUCAUUUAAAUAGUAUAAAUUUUGUGUCAAAUAGUUUCGUUAAAGUGUUUUAAAAACCUUGUGAUCAAUAUCCAACGGGCAUAAAAUAUAUAAAUGUGUAAUAUGUUC